Molecule: messenger RNA, 800 nt
Organism: Dermochelys coriacea (leatherback sea turtle)
Lineage: Eukaryota; Metazoa; Chordata; Testudines; Dermochelyidae
Product: ferritin heavy chain A-like
Exons: 4
Coding region: 139-642 (167 amino acids)
Biological process (GO): intracellular iron ion homeostasis; iron ion transport
Cellular component (GO): cytoplasm
Molecular function (GO): ferric iron binding; ferrous iron binding
Source: RefSeq, a predicted model, not a curated record
GUUCAAUUGGUUGGAGUGUCCAUGACAAGUACAUCCAUCCUACUCUGAAAAGUAUUAAUGCGAGAUGUGGAACAUAACCCAAACUCUGGGUUCAGUGGUGUUUAAAUUGUUGGUUUAUACUGAAAUUUAUAUCCAGCUAUGAGUAGUAGUGUAAUGGAAUCCCAGUUGUGUCAAAACUUUCAUCGUGAAUGCAUGGCUGCCAUCAAUCGGAUGGUGAACUUGGAACUGUAUGCUAGCUAUGUAUAUCUCUCAAUGUCCUAUUACUUUGACCGUGAUGACGUGGCCCUGAUGCACAUGGCCCAGUUCCAGAGGAAGCAGUCCCACAAGGAAAGGGAACAUGCCAAGAAGUUCAUGAAAUACCAGAAUAGACAAGGAGGACGUGUUAUCCUGCAGGACAUAAAGAAGCCAGAGCGGGAUGAGUGGGGGAACAGCUUGGAGGCUCUGCAAUGUGCUCUGCAGCUGGAGAAGACUCUGAACCAGGCCCUGCUGGACCUGCACAAGCUGGCUACAGAGCAAAAUGACCCUCAUCUUUGUGACUUCCUGGAGUCUGACUACCUGGAGGAGCAGGUGAAGGCUAUCAAGCAGCUGGGAGACCAUCUCACUAACCUGAAGCGCCUGGGGGAGUGCCCCAGAAUGGCAUGAGAGAGUACCUGUUCGACAAGCACACCCUAGGGAAGAGCAGCUGAACUUCAUGGUGUAGAACCAGUCCAUGAUGCUGGCUCACCAGCGCAUAGAUGUAUUGCCUUAUUUGCAAUGUAUGAGAAUAAAAUAUGGUGCUCACCUGUGGCUCAUCUGACUUU